CCGGGUGUGGAAUUGCAGCUCAGCAGAGCAUCUCAAUAACUUGCUUGAUUGUAUGCGUGCAGAGUGCAGCUCAGCAGCUUGAUGUAGAUGAGGAGAAGCAGGUGAACCAUUUGAAGCGUGAAUGCUGCGAAUGAUGCAUGAGCGGCGAUCAGCUUCAUCAGGAUCUCCCUCCGCCUUCCCCGCGGUAGCAUCCGACCUUCGAAGGCCCUUCCCUCUCACAACACCAUCCUUUGACGCGCCAAAUUACUCGUUGGAGAGAUUGUUCGCACCGCCCCUGCUGCGCUUGACUCAAGUAUACGCAAAACGAUCAUCCUGACUCGCAGCUUCCUCGUGACGUGGAAAAGUUGGCCUGAUCGCCGAAAUACGACGCACCACAGCUCUACCUGCACCUGCACUCGUGACUGCCACACGCGUACAACACGACACACAGAAACAGCGCCAUCGAGGGGAACAAAAUCGCAAUUGCAAUCGCACUCGCCAUGGCUCCCUCCAACCAGCAAGAAGAAGAAGCGUCGAGCGGCAAUCUGCUCACCAUGUUGCUCUCCCAAGCAGCCGAAAUCGACUUUAGCGAUCCCAAUGCCGAGGGAAGUAGCAGCAGCGACAAAUCCAACGACCCUACCCGACUGCUGGUGGAAGGUUGGGAGAUCAGCAAACUGUUUGCCAUCAUCGAAUUCGCCUUUUUGCAUGCGCAGGACGAGGAGGGCAUCAUGGCCGGGCUGGACAUGAUGAGUAGAAAGGAGGCCAUCAAAUCCAUCAAUGGCGUAUUCCUGUUUGUGGUCAAGAAUGCAAAUGGCAAAGAGCAAGAGUUUUUCGUGGACAUGAGAAAGACGGGAACUUUCAAUCUCGAGGUGCCAAAGAAGCCAAAGCCGGACGUGACCAUUCGAGUUGGAGACAAGGAUAUGGUGCGUCUCGCCACAGGUCAAAUGAAUCCUCAAGCUGCGUUCCUCAAGGGCAAAUUGAAGGUCAAGGGAAACGUCAUGCUAGGUCUCAGGUGCCAGAACCUCUUGAUGAAAGAAGUCGGCAAGAUGAGCAGGCUGUAAAGCAGCAAAGGUUCAAAGCCGGCAUGAACAUUUCUUGCGCCUCUUGCGAAAAGAUUCAACAAAGCCUAUCGCCAGCCUAAUCUUUCCUCGCCCGGCUCGAGGAAGAGAUGUGCAAUGGUAGGCGAUACACUUUCUACUUGCCACCUUUGUCAGCGGUAGCAACGGGAGUGAGCGUGAUUGGGAUCUCAAUGUUUUGCGGGCUGGUAGGACCGGUUGGGAAUACAUAGGCUUGAGGGUCUUCCGUUAUCUUUUGAUCGCCCCAUUUGUAUGCCUGAGGCUUAGUGAUGAAAUCCAUCUUUG
Ceraceosorus guamensis is the source of this 1340-nucleotide messenger RNA. Its product is annotated as sterol-binding-like protein. NCBI's taxonomy places the organism in Eukaryota, Fungi, Basidiomycota, Exobasidiomycetes, Ceraceosorales, Ceraceosoraceae. The transcript is spliced from 5 exons. Gene Ontology annotation, cellular component: cytosol. The record is from RefSeq and is a predicted model, not a curated record. The coding region runs from base 480 to 1040 and encodes 186 amino acids.